Brugia malayi is the source of this 1512-nucleotide messenger RNA. Its product is annotated as dihydrouridine synthase domain containing protein. Gene Ontology annotation, molecular function: flavin adenine dinucleotide binding; metal ion binding; tRNA dihydrouridine synthase activity. Gene Ontology annotation, biological process: tRNA processing. NCBI's taxonomy places the organism in Eukaryota, Metazoa, Nematoda, Chromadorea, Rhabditida, Onchocercidae. The transcript has 10 exons. The record is from RefSeq and is a predicted model, not a curated record. The annotation marks the transcript as partial.
GCAUUUACAAAUGCUCGUCAACAGCUUCCGAGAUUAUGUGAAUCGGUUAUUUUUGGUAAACCAUGUAAGUAUACCGAGAAAUGCACAUCAUUGCAUUCUAUUGAAGAAUACCUAAAGAUUAAGCCACCAGAUAUAGGCUCAAUUUGUUAUAAUUUCGAUCAACGUGGUGUAUGCCCAUUUUCUUUUGCAUGCAGGUUUGCAAAUGCACACACAUCUAAUGCAAAGCAAAUUACUAAAUCUCCAGAUGUUUCAUACAAAAAAACUUUAAAUGCCAAUUCAGUUCCGCUUCAGAUUGCACUAAGGAAACGAAAAUAUGAUUUUGGAAAAAGUGAUCAGGCGGUUGCUGAAUUAUUGCAAACAUUAGGUUGCAUGGAACGUGAAAAUUUGAAAAUUGAUAUGCGAGAAUUAUCGGGGAAGUUAUAUUUGGCACCAUUAACAACGUUAGGCAAUUUACCAUUUCGUCGACUUUGUGUAGAUUUUGGUGCUGAAAUAACGUGUUCUGAAAUGGGAAUUUGUACAAACUAUCUGAAUGGUACAUCGUCGGAAUGGUCAUUAUUAAAGCGCCAUCCAAAUGAAAAGUAUUUCGGUGUCCAAUUAGCAGGUGGUUAUCCUGACUCAAUGUCUCGUGCUGCACAAAUUAUUGCUGAGAAUGAGCAAAUAGACUUUAUUGAUAUCAACUGUGGUUGUCCGAUUGAUCUAGUCAAUGAAAAAGGUGGAGGGUGUAGUUUGGCUUUGAGAUCUAAUAAGCUUGUUGAGGUCAUGAAAACAAUGUCAAAAGUAAUUGGAAAUACUCCGCUAACCUUGAAAUUACGGACAGGAAUUAAGGAAGGUGUUUACACUGCUCAUCAAACAAUCUCGAAAGUGGUUAAAUAUUGUCCUCCACAGCUAAUUACUUUGCAUCCUCGUUCUAAGGCUCAACGAUAUACAAAAUUGGCGGAUUGGUCAUAUACACAACAAUGUAGUGAGGCCUGCCAAAAUAUUCCAUUUUGGGCCUGUGGUGAUGUACUUUCUUAUACAGAUUAUUAUGAGAAGUUAGAAAAAUAUCCAGUUAAUGGUGUUAUGAUUGGUCGCGGAGCACUUAUGAAACCAUGGAUUUUUACAGAAAUUAAAGAAUGUAGGCAUUGGGAUAUUACAGCUAGUGAACGAUUGGAUUAUAUACAGAGAUUCGUUAAUUACGGUUUGGAGCAUUGGGGUAGCGAUGAUGAGGGAGUGGAAAAAACUCGUCGUUUUCUCUUGGAAUGGCUUUCUUUCGCAUAUCGUUACAUACCUGUUGGUUUGUUAGAGGUUGUGCCACAGCGCAUGAACGAGAGACCGCCGUUUUAUCAUGGCCGUUCCGAUCUAGAAACUUUGUUGGCUAGCGAUCAGUCUAGAGAUUGGAUUAAAAUUUCGGAGAUGUUUUUAGGAAAGGUACCAGAAAAUUUCUUGUUCAUACCGAAGCAUAAUGCUAAUGCUUAUUUAAAGAUUGAUGUUUCUAAAAGGAUUCCCACUACAAAGCAAAGCAAUGAUGAAUAG